Messenger RNA from Didymosphaeria variabile, 528 nucleotides. RefSeq lists its product as uncharacterized. The record is from RefSeq and is a predicted model, not a curated record. Bases 1 to 528 code for a protein of 175 amino acids. The transcript has 2 exons. Gene Ontology annotation, molecular function: N-acetylglucosamine-6-sulfatase activity; glycosaminoglycan binding. Lineage: Eukaryota; Fungi; Ascomycota; Dothideomycetes; Pleosporales; Didymosphaeriaceae.
AUGGCUCCACUUAUCCUUUUACUCUUCAACGCUACCGCCACAUUUGCGCAAGAAAACACUACCGCCGCAAACACGCAAGAAGCUCCUGAUACUGCGGUAGCAGGGCAGAAACACAAUGUAGUCUUUAUCCUCACGGACGAUCAAGACCAGCGCAUGGACUCUCUCAGCCACAUGCCCAAGGUGCAAAAGCUUCUCAUCAAUGAAGGCACUCAUUACCAGCGACACUACGCACCGACCGCGCUCUGCUGUCCCGCACGCGUUAGUAUCUGGACAGGUCUCCAUGCACACAACCACCAAGUGACAAGCGUGAGUGGCAAAUGGGGCGGUUGGACUAAACUCGUAGAGCGAGGCUUGAACAACAAAUAUCUCCCGAUUUGGCUGAGGGAGCAUGGGUAUAAGACGUAUUAUUCGGGCAAAUUGUACAAUGGAAUGAGCGAGGAAAAUGGAAUUGAAAAGAUGACCGCGAAAGGAUGGACCGAAGCUGUACGUAUUGCGCCGCGCUCCAACCGAGGGCUGUCCAGGCUUUGA